Cuscuta campestris is the source of this 2327-nucleotide messenger RNA. The record is from the annotation of a GenBank genome assembly. NCBI's taxonomy places the organism in Eukaryota, Viridiplantae, Streptophyta, Magnoliopsida, Solanales, Convolvulaceae.
UCCUCCUUCGCUGCCAAAUCUUGACCCGACCCGAAUUCCGACUGCAAUUGCCCCAAAUUCUCGUUUCUUUCUCCGAAAUGGCCCCUCCCGCAACUUGGAUCCAUGAGUCCUCUAUCAUCAAAGAGGAUGAACUUCAAGAACUGGCCGAAUUUCUGAGCAGAGGCUUCCGGAUCCACCAUCCUGAUGUUGUCGGGGGAAUCAGUCUAUCUCAUAAUUCGGACCCCCAGAAGUAUAUGGUCAUGCACUACCAUUCGAUAGAGAACGGGUUCAGACUGCCCCUCCAUGGUUUGUGCUGUGCCCUGGACAGAACCCCCACGGUGGACGAAUUCAUUGUCCUUUUCAGCAUCCGCGGGGCUUUCCCUUAUUAUAGCCUGUUUCCUCAUCCCCAGUCUCCAAUUUUUGAGAGGGUCGAGUCCAAAAUCGACAAGUGGGCCCGCUGCUACUUCGUCAUCGAGUUCCCGGUUCAUAGUCCCAUAGAUUUGCUGGGUGUAGUACGCCGUAGUUCUCUCUCCCGGACUCCGUUUGCAGCUAUACCCCUGGCGGAGGCAGCAUACAACGCCUUGAGAGAGAAAGGGGGUUUGAUUUCACAUCACUCCCUUCAGGACGACAUGUUGUACAAGAAGGCGGACUUCUACUACCCUCUCGGCCCUGACCCCAUCCCGUUUGAAGGGGUAUCUUCCCCCGAAAGGUCAAAGGCUCCUCCCGUUGUGGAAUCCAAUCGAGCCGGGAGCUCCUCCGGGAACCAGGCUCAAGGUAACACUACUGCCUUGGCAAUUUGCAAGCCGUCUGCUGCCCUGGAUGCCAUCGCCAUCUCUGCCAUUCCUGGGCUAAGGAAACCCACACCGUCCCAGAAGCGGCCACGGGAAGGAGUCACCGAUGAUGAUUUCCUUCCCAAGAAGAGCAAGGGUGAUGAGUUACCCCACCCGGAUAGCCUGGAUCGUGAAGCAGAUGAAUUUUCUGACCAAGCAGCACUCCAAAGACCAACGGUGCAGCCCCAGUCCGCAGUGGAAAAUAGCUCCCCACCGACUGCCGCUACUUCCCAAGGGAUGGAGGAGGAAGCUAAGUCACAGAAGGAACCAGAGGCUUUCCCUGCGAUGGAGAAAGAGGUUGGAGGGCAGAAGGAACCGGACGCUUCCCCAGGGACAGAGAGAGACUGGGAAACAACAGGAACCGGAGGAACAGCGUUCCGCCGCAGCACCCCCAGCCUUCAAUUUCCCUAUCCGGCGCAAGUUCACACCACAAACCUAUCCCGUCUUCAAGGAGGGUUGGGCAGGUUUUUCUCACGGUUUGAAUUCCUGCAAGCCUCCCACUGGACAAUCCAGGUCAACCUGGAGAAGAUGAGGGGAUCAGUGCAGGAUCCCAUUAUCCCCCAGGCACGCCCUGACCUGCUUGCGCUUGAUGUCUUGUACUCCAUGGAGCAGGCCCAAGAAUCACUCCUCACCCUGACUGAGGAGUACCUGGGUGGAGCAUGGGGAAAUUGUCGGGCUAUGGUGGUACUGAAGGACAAGGAGUUGGCCGCCAGGGCUCUACAACAGAAGGUUGGUUCCCUUGAACAGCAAGUCCAGGCCCUUCAAGAGGAGAAUGCCAGGCUCAAGGCGGAUGGCUCGGCGGAACUGAUGGCUGAAAGGUCCAGGGUCAAAUCCCUGCAAGAGCAGAUUGCCACCUACCAAAGGACUACCCAGAACCUGGAAACACAGUUCGAAAAACUCCAGGAACAAUUCUCCAGCCUGGAGUCAAAGGUCUCGGCCUUGGAAGGCAAAGAGGGGAGUCUGAAAGCCGAACUGGUUGAAAGAGAAUCCUGGAUCUCAGAGCUGGAGAAUUCACUCCAGGGGGCCAAACAAGAGGGUGCCCGCUUCAGUGAGCUCAUGUUAAAACAUCUGGGGUUGAAACGGAUUGCCCUUGAUAAGAUGGAGAUGGAGAGAAAGACUGCCAAUGAGCUCCGGUCGAAAGUGGGAGAACUGGAGAAAACUAUGGCUUUCCAUCAAGAAGAGGUGGCCGCCCUAACUGCCCGUGCCGAGACCCUCGACGAGGAGGGUAAAUUCGACAUGCAAUCCUGCAUGUACGAGGCGAUCCAGAGUGGUCACCCGGCCCACCGGUCCCUGGACGACUUGAUCUCCCACUAUGGCUUGCCUCUUCCUCUUCCUCCCCCAGACUCUCGUGCCAAUCUGGGAUCUUGAUUUUCUUUUUCCUCCAACAACUGUUGUAAUUUACUCUGUGACAUUUUAAUUGUAGCAACUUGUUAACGCUUGUAGCAUUUAGUCCUUCGCCAAUAUCUAUUUUAUUGUUUUAAUUCCAGCAGAAUCCUUCCUUUGGGCUAACUGUUUUCC